AUGAAGUUCUCUAUCGCUUCUGCUGCAGCCCUUGCAGCCCUUUCUUUGAACAUUGGCCAAGUGGAAGCCGGUCCCAUCGCGAUGGGCUUGUGCUAUACUGCAUGCAACGCCGGCUAUGUCACUUGCUGCACUGUUGCGGGAGUGACUGCUGGAACGUUCACUCUCGGGCUUGGCAUUCCUGCUGCCGUUGCCGCUUGCUCUUUGUACAAGGAGCAUGCAUGGCGGCAUGCACCCCUUUGCUUGUUGCUCCAACCCCAUAAUUUUCUCCAACAAGGUUAG
Messenger RNA from Rhizoctonia solani, 279 nucleotides. RefSeq lists its product as uncharacterized. The transcript is spliced from 2 exons. Lineage: Eukaryota; Fungi; Basidiomycota; Agaricomycetes; Cantharellales; Ceratobasidiaceae. The record is from RefSeq and is a predicted model, not a curated record. The coding region runs from base 1 to 279 and encodes 92 amino acids.